Molecule: messenger RNA, 2356 nt
Organism: Seminavis robusta
Lineage: Eukaryota; Bacillariophyta; Bacillariophyceae; Naviculales; Naviculaceae
Source: the annotation of a GenBank genome assembly
AUAAAGUUGACCGACCCUUCCACUCCCCAGAUAACCAACAUGGUGACUGUUAAAUCCUGGACAUCACGACCGCUUGGGAAUACAAUGGCUGGCACAAGCAGCAUGAAGCCAUUUCGGUCUUGGUGGAAGAAAGCAGCGGCAGGUUCGUCUCAACGGUCUCUCCAUCGCACCAUUGCCAACUUGUUUGCACCGCGUCGUUGACGACGACAACAACAAUCCCGCCUUGGCACUGCUGUCACCAAACAGAUCUGUCUGUUGGAGGUGGUCAAGUUUUAGCAACAGAACAAGCAAGGGCCAACUCAACUCAACUCAACUCAACUCAAUCAAGAAGUUAGUCCAGAUUAGACAACCCAGCAAAGAUCAUCUUCGUCUUCUCUUGGUGCACCUGGAUCAUUACUGAGUCACGAGUUGAGUCGUUCCGUUUGACCAGAACUACCAGUUCGAUUGACACUACCACCUUGGAUCAAUCAGUGUGCUUCUAUUAAGCUAAGAAGACCCAACAGAAGCUAUUAGUACCCCCACGAUAAUCCACACCUCAUCCUGAACACACAGAGAGAUAGAUAGAUAGAUAGAGAGAGAAGGGGAUAAGAGACCUCUCUGGAACAAUCUGCAUUCAGCCUAGCCUCAGUACAGGUACACUUCUACCGCUUGGUGCUUGUAUUAGCACGGUACAUACCUACCAUUAAAUUUCUACGAGUUAAUCAAUCAAUCAAUCAAUCAAGAUGAGCAGCGAGACGGCCAACAACGGACGAAAGUCCGAGUCUGGCAUGACGGGUAUCACGGAUCCUCGCGACACGGACGUCUUGUGUGGUCGCGGAGGAGCAGCCCUUCGCCACCCGGGGAAUCAGACGUACCGUCGGUUGGUGAAUCUGAACAAGGGUCUCUACAUUACCUGUCUCAAGACGGAGAAACUCAAGAUCAGUCGCUCCAUUGUGGCCGCCAUUCGAGAACAAAAUGGACGCUUCCUGGAAAAGGACGCCGGCAAAGCCUCGUGGUUCGACAUUGGAGACAAAAAGGCCAUUGAGAAAACAUCACAAGCUCUCAGAGAGGGACAACCCAAAUUAAGACAGAAAAUUGUCGAAAUGGGAGGUGGAGCCGCAGGCACAGCGGCGCUCAUGGAACAGCAGUUUGGGGCCAAUGGAAUCUACGCACAAUCGGCCGUACAACAACAACUCCAACAACAACAGAUGCGCGCCACUGGAGCAUUUGAUCCCACCAAUUUUGCACAACAAUUGGGGGCAGGAGGUCAAAUGGGGGCCGCAGCCAUGGCCAUGAUGAAUCCACCCCAUCACUCCAUGGCUACCGCCCUAAGACAACAACAACACCAUCAGCAGCAUCAACAGUUUAGACAACAGCACCAAAUGCAACAACAACAACAACAACACAUGAAUCAACAUCAGCAUCAUCAUCACCCGGGAGCUGCUAGAAUGCAUCACGACAUGCCGCCCCCGCAAGCACGUCAAGCACUUCACAGCGAAAUGAUGCGUCUGAGCAUGCACGGUGACGACGAGGCACAACCACAACAGACCGGAUCAUCACAACAGCCACCACAAACCAGCAGCAGCUCGUCCAACAACAACAGCAACGGUGCCGAUCACAUGCCAUUACGACCUUCCCUCGUCAAACGAGGAUCUGCAGCGGCUAAUGAACUAGGAAUGGGACCCAGCAGCACCAGUCUCAUGUCCGAAUUCUCCAUGUUUGGUAACAGUGCUCACAAUGGAUCCACCUAUAGUGCCAUUGGGAGUAUCAACUCCAGUAGUCGAGGCGGAGGAGGACCCGGUGGUGACCCCUACAAUCCCAACCCUUACCAGCAAUCCGGUAUGGAUCGAAGAAACAUGUUUGCCAAGAUGAAGUACUCGCGACCUUCAUCCGAUCGCAUGUCCUCGGGACGCGCAAUGGGUGGUGCUUCGGCACACUCCAUAGGCGAUGGCAUGCCGGACUUUCACAUGGUCGAGAGUCAGCUAUCCCUCUACUCCAACUUGUCUGGCAUGACGGGAACCGAUUCCAAAACCAAGUCGCUCGGGGAUACCAGUGGUGACAAGAAGCCCGCAGGGUCGGACAUGUUGGGGGGUGCCGGUAGUCGUCAUUCCAUCAUGAGCGGGCUGUCACGAAUCUCCGAUACCAGCGAAGUACAUUCCAUCUUUUCCGAUCUAUCACGAAAGAUUGGAAACGUAUCCACUCGAUCGAUUGCCAUGAGCGAAAUAUCCGGUAUAGAUGCCUAUCGUGGGGGAGAAGAUUCCGAUUCCACGCCGUCCUUUGGAGAAGCCGAUGCCAGAGUUGCUCCUUCGGGAACCAUGGAUUUUGAUGUUUUUUAGUACAGUAUUAUUAUUAAAACAGUAGCAACCAUUACUUUUUC